AUGGAGAGAUUUCUGGAGAUCUUGAAGACCCUUGAUGUCUUGGCUCGUAUGAAUCGCAAGCUGCAGACGUCGCUUUUAGACUUUGGUGACUGGUCAGUCGAAGUGGAAGACAGACGCAAGCUGCCGGACGUAGUCGCCUACAAGGUUCCCGUGAUCGAGUUCACCGACAAAGGCCUUCAUAUGCUCCGUUCAUGUGGCAUUGUCCAUGGCGACGUCAAGGCAGAGAAUGUCUUGGUCUUUCCCAAUGAGAAGAACAAGUAUAAAGCCAAACUGAGUGAUUUCGGCUACUCCCUGGUUAUGAAUACUGAAAAGAGAAACCUCUCGCUGGGGGGAACCCGGCCAUGGAAGGCCCCCGAGGCGAAGACAGCGGUCUGGGUAUCAGACACAAAGUAUACGGACAUAUACUCAUUAUCCCUCCUCAUCUGGUUUACAUUUGCCCAUGGCCGCAACAUCUUCAAGCUCCUUUUGGACCCAUCCAAGCAUGGCGAAGAAUUCUAUGCAGAAGCCGAGAAAAUAAAAGAAACCGGAGAACUAGCUACCCACACAGAUCUUUCUACUUGGUACUGA
Fusarium odoratissimum NRRL 54006 is the source of this 567-nucleotide messenger RNA. RefSeq lists its product as uncharacterized. Lineage: Eukaryota; Fungi; Ascomycota; Sordariomycetes; Hypocreales; Nectriaceae. Gene Ontology annotation, molecular function: protein kinase activity; ATP binding. The record is from RefSeq and is a predicted model, not a curated record. Gene Ontology annotation, biological process: protein phosphorylation. The transcript is spliced from 2 exons. Bases 1 to 567 code for a protein of 188 amino acids.